AAUAACUGCAAUCGUGAAAGAAAUAAAAAAUAGAAAAAGAAACAAAAAUGAGUGCAUAACAACUUUACAGAACUAACAAGUGACUUCUCUUGCCUUUAUUUAAUGAAUUAUUUGAGAAGUAAAGAUGCUUCAAUUUUCUCAAUUUCUAAAUUGGCCCCUUUUCUCACUCAUCAAAACCCACACCACUUUCUCAGCUCACCUUUGUCCGUCUGUCAUCUGCAAACGCAAUCCAACGCUUACUCUCUCUCUAACUUUUUAUCUCUCUAGAUUUCUAGGAAACCGUUACUUUGCAACUCACCCUUGUGAAACCACACCUCAUCAACAAUGGCAGCAUCGGACUUCUACAUCGGCGGCUUUUUUGGCUCCCUCAACAACCAAUUCUCGCCGGAAAGUCGCUGCUUUGAUCAGAAACCAUCCGAUAACCACCACUUCGCCAUUGACGACCUGCUCGACUUCCCCAAGGAAGACGAAGUCAUGACCGAUGCUUUCUUCGACAGUUUCGCCGGGAAUUCCACUGAUUCUUCCACACUCACCGCAGUUGACAGCUGUAAUUCCUCAGUUUCCGGCAACAUUAGCUGCCGGAGCUUCGCUGAUGCUCAAUUUGCCGGCGAACUAUGUGUUCCGUACGAUGACUUGGCUGAGCUCGAAUGGCUCUCGAACAUCGUUGAAGAAUCAUUCUCAAGCGACGAUUUGCAGAACCUCCAACUGAUCUCCGGUGCCAAACAACCUCCCACCGACACUUCAUCUUCCGAAACAACGCAAGAAAUUCGCCGGAAAACAACUUCCGCCGGCAACCACUCGCCGGCGUUUCUUAUUGACGUGUCCGUUCCAGGCAAAGCCAGAAGCAAGCGCCCACGCGCAGCCCCAUGCGACUGGUCCUCCCGCCUCCUCCUCCUCUCCCCCGCCACGCCACCACCAUCCUCGGCCGCAAUUAACAAAUACGCUUCCAAAACGACGCCGUCGAGGGCUUCUGAGACCACCGGCCGGAGGUGCCUUCACUGCGGCUCUGAGAAGACCCCGCAGUGGCGGGCCGGGCCCAUGGGCCCGAAAACGCUCUGCAACGCUUGCGGAGUCCGGUUCAAGUCGGGUCGGUUGGUACCCGAAUACCGACCCGCAGCGAGCCCGACAUUUCUGUCGACGAAGCACUCGAACUCUCAUAGGAAGGUUCUUGAGCUCCGGAGACAGAAGGAGCUCCACCAACAGUGUCUCAGUCAAACCUCAGUUUUCAGACCAUCCAACGGUGAUGAUGAUUACUUGAUUCAUCAUAGGAACGGUCCUGAUUUCAGACGCAUGAUCUAGUGUGUGCUGGAGCAGAAUGUUAUGGAGGAACUCUAAGUUUUAACAAUUAUUUCCUAAUUUUGGACCAUGUUUAGAAGAUGUUUAAUUUUCUCUAAAAAAAAAAAAAAAAAUGGAGGGAGAAGAUGGUCAAAUUCAUUGUAGAAUGUAAUGUUCUAAAAAUUUUCUUCUUUGGACCUAAUUUGAGAUGUUCAGAAUCAAAUUUUUUUAUUAAAUUUA
Molecule: messenger RNA, 1515 nt
Organism: Cornus florida
Lineage: Eukaryota; Viridiplantae; Streptophyta; Magnoliopsida; Cornales; Cornaceae
Product: GATA transcription factor 12-like
Exons: 2
Coding region: 325-1299 (324 amino acids)
Biological process (GO): positive regulation of DNA-templated transcription
Cellular component (GO): nucleus
Molecular function (GO): sequence-specific DNA binding; zinc ion binding
Source: RefSeq, a predicted model, not a curated record